GUCCAGUACGACGCGUGCUCCCAAUGGUACCACGCGUCAUGCGUGUGCUAUUCUGGUGCGGACGAAUUUCUGUGCUUCUCCUGCACGUCAUAGUGUUACCGUAAGGCGCUUGAUCGCGGUUGGAUGGUACACGCCUCAGCAUGCUGUGCUUACUUUUCCCCUUGAUAUGAACACCUUUGAAUUUCAAUGGAACAACGCGCCGAGAGAUCUGCAGCACGGAGGAAACAUUGUGCAACGCCACCGUAAUUCGGUUGUCAUUUAUGCAGCGGAAAUCAAUGACAGUGCAUGUGUUCCUACGUACCGGACCUCAAAUUUCUUGGAAGCAUCCUCACAGUUAUUCGUUCUCUUGCUUCAUGGUUUUCGUUUAUCACCGGAACGCGUAUACACGGAGAAAUGUUUUUCUAGUACGCGCUGUCAUAGGUCAUCGCAGUUAAACCAACAUGUAACGCCGAUAGUAUGCUCAUACAAGUGGGACACGGAGGCACCUCGGGCGCUUCGCCACCGCCACGUGAAACUGCAAUGACAGCUUUUCACAGGUAACAAAUCCGAUCUAUGUGCAAUGGUGUUUUACAAUGAAGCCG
Molecule: messenger RNA, 581 nt
Organism: Dicrocoelium dendriticum
Lineage: Eukaryota; Metazoa; Platyhelminthes; Trematoda; Plagiorchiida; Dicrocoeliidae
Source: the annotation of a GenBank genome assembly